UUUGGUUAUAGGCCAAACGCCUGGAUGACGAUGAUGAUGAUGACAACGACGAAGAAGUCUCUGGCAUUGCCGGCCAUUUAUAUUUGGAAUUUGUGAAGAGCAUCAAUGGUAAAUUUGUUGAAUUGGAAACUCCCGAAAGCCAUCCAAUGAUGUUGGACUAUGAAUACGAAUUACUUGUGGCCCGUAAUAUUGACAUUGCCAUUCAUCCGUUUUCCAAUCUCUUGCCGCAUGGUUAUUACGGCAGCUAUCCCAUUACCAAUACCAAUAGCUGUGUUCUGGUACCGGUUAUACCCGAAAUUUUCGUUGGCCAUUACAUUCCACGAAUUAUGAAUUUGAAUAUGUGGUUACAGGUUUUGGUGUUAUUCACAGGCUUCCAGGUGGCAUAUUUUCUAAUAGACAAGUUUAAUGGCGGCAAAUGGUAUCCCUGGAAAUCCAUAUCUCUUACCCUUAAAGGCAUGUUGAAUAUGUCGCUGGGUGAAAUCAAUGUUUCGGAGACCUUUGGUAUAUUCUCUAGGAGCCGUAUUCUUUUGAUACACAUGCUGGUGCUACUUUCGGGUAUGCUUUAUAGUUUAAGUUUUAUUGCUGGCCUUACCUCGGCCCUGAGUGCCACAAUAUUUGGCAAAAAGCUGGAAACAUUAGAGGAUCUGCGCAGGGCUAAUAUUUCUAUCAUGAUGUUGGAUUACAUGUAUUUUAUGUAUAACUACAUGGACAUUAUACCCAGCAGUUUCGAAAGUAAUGUACUAAUUGCCGAUGUGGAGACAGUAUCGCAUCACUUAAAUUCCCUGAAUACCUCCUUUGCCUAUGCGGUCUACAACGAAGAAUGGCAGGUGCUGCAGUCGUUGCAAAAGAAGUUGUGGAAACCGAAAUUUAGAAUUGCCUCCAAAUUGUGUAUUGCCAAUGUAUAUCUCUCAUUUCCCAUACAAUUUAAUUCGGCAUUUUAUCAUCCCCUCAAGAAUUUCAUCUUGAGAAUACGCGAAACAGGACUGGAAUUGAAAUGGACAAGUGAUAUAUUAAAAGAUAUACGAGAAACUACAAGUGGUGUAAAUCUAAUGAAUCACCAAGAAGAACAUCCAGUGCCCUUGACCAUUGAUCAUUUGCGAGUUAUUUGGACAGGUUGGUUUCUUGGCAUGCUGCUGGCCACAAUGGUAUUUCUUGUUGAGCUCUAUCUAAAGAGGAUUAAAAGAGUCGUUAGAAGAAGGAAUAAACAAUCAAAGAAAAAUAAAUCUUUUACGGAGAUGAUAAAAUAA
Molecule: messenger RNA, 1247 nt
Organism: Musca domestica (house fly)
Lineage: Eukaryota; Metazoa; Arthropoda; Insecta; Diptera; Muscidae
Exons: 1
Coding region: 147-1247 (366 amino acids)
Source: RefSeq, a predicted model, not a curated record